This is a messenger RNA of Paramecium sonneborni, 308 nucleotides long. The record is from the annotation of a GenBank genome assembly. NCBI's taxonomy places the organism in Eukaryota, Ciliophora, Oligohymenophorea, Peniculida, Parameciidae.
AUGAUGUAAAAUUAUUUUGAAUGAUAGCUAAAUGCCAGAAUCAUAAUUGGGAUCAGUUAGAAUGAGACCUUCAUAAAUCCAGAUUGAUGAUGAUUAAUAAGCUUCAAGUAGAAGACGAAAUUUUUUAUCUCCAACAUUUAGUUAAAAUCUACCCCUUUUUAGGGAAUUGUAUGCAGUUUUAAAAUGAAAAUAGACAAUCGAGAUAAGCGUAAAAUAGAGAACAAGAUUAUUCAAACAGUAUUAUUACACUUACAGAUGAAAAGGUAUUCAAAAUACAAAUUAGGUAAUUUCAUGUCAUGCUUAAAUGA